Messenger RNA from Phaedon cochleariae (mustard beetle), 2924 nucleotides. NCBI's taxonomy places the organism in Eukaryota, Metazoa, Arthropoda, Insecta, Coleoptera, Chrysomelidae. The record is from the annotation of a GenBank genome assembly.
GGUGCUUUAGAUCUGCUUGUAAGAAAGGCUCAUUUAUUAAUAGAAAAUGAGAAUAAUAAUCGUGCUGAAAGACUGAUGAAUAUCGUGGCCAGGUUCAAUCAAGGAAAAAGAUUGAAUUUUAUUCAGAGGGGUUCCUAUCAAAGACGUGUACAUUUAUCUGGAUUACGACAUAAUAAACAAUUCAAAUGGCAUUCUGAUCCUUAUAAGAAUUAUAUGGGCUGCAGUCCUGGUCAACAUUUCAAAAAAUUCAUUGCUCGAAAUUGCCGGAAUCAAGAAAUGAAAUGUCGCAAGAGAUUAUUAUCAACGGAUGACAAUGAUAAUGGCAAACAAAAAAAAUCUUCAGACACAAAGCGGAAAAGCGGAAAAAUAAAUACCUCAGUGAAUACAGACUAUGGACCUCACGCAGAUCAGCAGAUGAUGGACAACAAAUUACUGGCCGAAGAAGUAGACGUAAUUAUGAAAAGAUUACAGGUUACUGAACAAGAAAGGGAUCGCAUCCAAACUGAAUCAGUGGGGCAAUUCGGAAAUAUCAUUUUCGAAAAUGAGCGGAAACUGAGGUUGACAGCAUCAUUAUUCGGUAAAGUGAUCAAGCGAAGACCGUACACGUCAUGCCACAAUAUGGUGAAGGAAUGUUUGAAAUCAAAUCAUUUCUGGUCAGAAGCUACUGAUUAUGGAAUAGCAAAAGAGAAAGUUGCAAUUGGCAUUUUCGAGCGAGUUAAGAAUUUGCAAGUUCAGGAUUCUGGUUUUUGGGUCGAUCUCCAAUAUGGAUUUUUGGGUGCUUCUCCUGAUGGAAUUGUUUUGGGAGAAGAGUCCUUAGUGGAAGUGAAAUGUAUUUAUUCAGCUUCCAAAUUAGAAUUAAAAACCCAAACGAUAGAUGAAGUGUUAAACAUAAUGAAAGGUAGAAUAUGUUUAGAAAGACAUGAUAAUCAAAUACGAUUGAAACGGAAUCACAACUAUUAUUAUCAAAUCCAAGGACAACUGAACAUAGCACAAGCAUCGAAAUGUUAUUUCAUUGUUUAUAUCAACGAUGCUAUCGAUCUAUUUGUGGAAGAGAUAGAAAAAGAUGCCAAGUUUUGGGAAGAAAAAAUGUGUCCAAUAUUGAUUCAAUUUUAUAAGGAGUGCAUUGCCCCCGAAAUUGUGAUGGAUAAUUUAGGCAAAGGUAACAAAUGCAUAGAUCCCCCCUUUAUUACUGAAGCCAUGAAAUUGCAAGAUGCAAAAAGGAAGAAGGUAUCUAAUGUUGUGAAGCCGCGAGUGGUGGAUACUGAGAUGAAAGAAAAUGUUGAUAUAUUGAGGCAUGUUAUGGUUCCUGGCAAUUUAGUUACUAAAUUUCAAGACAUAGCUGAAGAAAAUACAUCCUCCAAUGUUGAAUCUUGUGGCAUCUUAACUGGAAUAUUACAGAACAAUGAACUGAAAAUCACCCAUUUGAUUCUACCAAAGCAGACAGGAACUUCUGACUCAUGUACGGCAUCACAUGAGGAAGAAGUACUGGAGUAUCAGGAGCAACACAAUUUAAUAACUGUUGGAUGGAUUCAUACUCAUCCCACACAAAAUGCAUUCCUUUCAAGUGUAGAUCUGCAUACUCAUUGUGCCUAUCAACUUUUGAUGCCAGAGGCCAUUGCAAUUGUUUGUGCACCGAAAUUCAGUCAGACUGAAUAUUUUCACCUAACUCCUGAUGGCAUUAAAUUUAUAAGCAGAUGUGAAAAAUCUGGUUUUCAUUUCCACUCAACUGAACUUACUCUUUUCAAACUGGCCGAUCAUGUUAAAAUAGACGACGAAGCACUUAUAAAUAUUAUUGACCUUCGAAAACAUUGAUAAUUUCAUUAUAUGUCAGUUCAGAACUAUAAUAAUGGAGUGGUUCGAAAAUAUGUUAUUGAAGAACCUGGAGAAACCCGCCACCCUUAUUGUAAUGGAUAAUGCAAGUUACCACAGCAUAGCGUCAAAUAAAGUCUACAUCGCAAGAAUUACAAAAAUGGCUCAUCAACAAUAAUAUUCUAUUUGGCGAUUGUUAACAAUGAAGGAAGAACGCAUCACUUGCGCAUAGUUGCAUUAAAACUUGAAGGGAUGGAAUAAUUACUUUAAUGAAUUCCUAUAUACGGAUAAUAGUGAAUAAGAUCGUUAGGGAUCUCACAACUCCAACUGGCUCAAAUUCUCAAACAACAUGACGUCAGGCAGAAGCCUUUACUAUCACCUACAGUCUUGAGCAACUGAUGAAUGAGCUCACUCGGAUCCCUGAUAUCAACAAUAAUUAUGCCGAUACGCUCGACCUAUUCCUCACUAACAAUACGGAACCCUAUGAAGUGGAAGUCCGUGCACCACUAGGAAACUCAGACCACAUACUUAUCUCCACGAUAUGUCCCUAUAGCACUCCGCGAAGCACUCCAACACCCCCACGCACUGUUUGGCAUUACAAUUCAGGCGACUGGGAUGGUCUUCGCAUGUUUUUUUCUGAUUUUCCUUGUCGAAGAAUGUGUUUUGAACCAGGAGAUCCUAUGCAAUGUGCCGAAGAGAUUCCGAAGAUUAUCAUGCUGGGAAUGAAAACUUAUUCAAUAAAACCUGUCGUCACUAGAACCGUCUAGAGUCGUCGCUAGAAGCAUCUAGAGUCGUCGCUUUGAAGCAAGCAGCAUACCGUUGUUGGAGUAGGAACCCAUGCCCGGAAACUAGAGCUGAAUAUGUCGAAGCCAGGAAUACAUCCAAUCAAACGAUAGUUGCGUCUAAAGAAGCAUACAACUCCAAGAUAAGAUCAAAGUUCUUCGAGUGCCCAAUUGGUUCCCGUUCGUUUUGGACCUUCACCAUGGCAAUUGGGAGAAACUUCACUACCAGCUCAUUCACUCCCUUCACAAAGGAUGAUAGUACAUUGACUACAACACCUUUGCCAAAAUGUUUGCAGACAAUUCUACUUUGGAUACACGAUACCAAGAUCUUCU